Symbiodinium natans is the source of this 765-nucleotide messenger RNA. The record is from the annotation of a GenBank genome assembly. Lineage: Eukaryota; Dinophyceae; Suessiales; Symbiodiniaceae.
AUGGCACUCCAGUGCUGCAACGCAGACCAAGCGGCGCACGCGGGGCCCCAGCUGUCGCUGAAGCUUCAAGCUUGGCGGCGGAACCCGCGUGGAGCUCUUCGCUCCUUGAGUGCUGGAUGGGUGGAGGCUUCCCAAAUUCUUCAGCUGCUUUUGGCAGCCUCCAUUCAGACGAAUGUGUAUCACUUCAAUGCGGUGUUGGGUGCUGUUGCUCGGGCCAAGCGGUGGCCCCGAGCACUUCAGAUGCUGCGCAGCAUGCGCAACCAUCCGGAGACCGCUGCCGACGUGGUGAGCUUGAAUGCUGCCAUCCACGCCGGAGAGAAGGGGAGACUGUGGCAGGUAGCGCAUGCACUGCUUCAAUUGCUGCAAGAACUUGGCGGCGUCCCAAGCAGCAUCAGUUACAACAGCUGCAUCAGCGCAUGCAGCGGAAGAGCUUGGCCCCAUGCCGUUGCUCUCGCAAAUGCCAUGGUCUCCGGUAAUGCCGCCCCUGAUGUGAUUACUUGCAAUGCAGUCGGCAGCGCAUGCAGCGUGGUCGAUUGGAGGCGGUCCGCGGCCUACCUAUCGCGAUUGCACGCUGCAGUGGUCCUGCCCGACGUCAUCAGCCACAAUACAGUUGCCAACUCUUUGGAGAGCAGCCGUUGGAGCUGGGCUUUGGGAAAUCUCCCUCGCAUGCGGCAGUCUGCUUUGCGCCCCAGCUCGGUGUCUUUUGGCACCCUGAUGAAGCUUUGUGAGGACUUGCGUCUGGCGAAGCCCUGGCAAGAAUGCUGA